Diuraphis noxia (Russian wheat aphid) is the source of this 197-nucleotide messenger RNA. RefSeq names its product TATA-box binding protein associated factor 13 (gene Taf13). The record is from RefSeq and is a predicted model, not a curated record. Gene Ontology annotation, cellular component: transcription factor TFIID complex. Lineage: Eukaryota; Metazoa; Arthropoda; Insecta; Hemiptera; Aphididae. Gene Ontology annotation, molecular function: protein heterodimerization activity. Gene Ontology annotation, biological process: transcription by RNA polymerase II.
UUUGAUGAAGAAGAACAACAAGUAGAAAGUCAAUCAUUCACAAAAGCUGGUAGAAAACGACUUUUCUCAAAGGAAUUGCGUUGCAUGAUGUAUGGUUUUGGUGAUGAUGAAAAUCCAUACACUGAAAGUGUUGACAUACUUGAAGAUCUAGUUAUUGAGUUUAUCACAGAAAUGACUCAUAAUGCUAUGGAAAUUGG